Messenger RNA from Alligator mississippiensis (American alligator), 3672 nucleotides. It is a transcript of the gene TRPC4AP, whose product is annotated as transient receptor potential cation channel subfamily C member 4 associated protein. Gene Ontology annotation, cellular component: Cul4A-RING E3 ubiquitin ligase complex. Gene Ontology annotation, molecular function: phosphatase binding. The transcript has 21 exons. The coding region runs from base 837 to 2876 and encodes 679 amino acids. Gene Ontology annotation, biological process: ubiquitin-dependent protein catabolic process. NCBI's taxonomy places the organism in Eukaryota, Metazoa, Chordata, Crocodylia, Alligatoridae. The record is from RefSeq and is a predicted model, not a curated record.
AAUUUCUAACACCUUUUGAUCCCAUAGGCUAACAGCUAUAGGGCAAGAUUGUGAGUGGCUCUAAAGCCAACAGAUUAGUAUAAAAUAAGGUAUAAAGAAGCACGUAUGUCAGGUGACCAGCAUGAAGGAUGGGACGGAAGGACCAUCGCUGUACAAUGCCUGGACCCUGGACUCCCAGUGUGAGUGAAGACUGGAUCCUGACCAAGGGAUCUUCCCAGUGACACCUCGGACAGCGCUGAUUGAGGACACCUGACUUCGCUGGAAUAACUUGGCACACACCUGGCAUAGAGGGACUGCCGAUAAGUUGCCAACCCCAUUGGUGCAUCGAUAAAUCGCUCCAAUAUUGGAUUGGCACCGAUAUAAAGAAAAUUUUCUGUAUCAGAAAUCGGCCCAACACAGCCAAUAAUUUGUCCAAUAAAUGCCCAAGUGUGCACGCAGGCACAGCGCAGCACAUAGGCAGUGAGAAGCAGAGCUGGCAGCGUGGAGUGCUGCGUGCAGCUGUAGAACUUUGGCUAUAGCAGGAAGGCAGAAGAGACCAACCAAAGACUGGAUAGACUUGAGUGAUGUUGAGAUUUGUUGCAUCCCACAUUCUCUUCAACAAAUACAUUUUAUGCAUCCUUCAUGGAAAUGGAAGUAUUUGCAAUGAGAAUAUGUAGAAGGCUUUCCACUAUUGAAAUAUCACAGAGGCCUUGUUAAAGGAAAGAGACAAACAGGCUAAAUGGAAUGGAAUUCCCCUUCUGUUGCAGAAACUAUAUGAGAACAGCCACCCAAACAGCGACUUCUCCCAGUGCCAAAACAUCCUUAAGGAAAUUUCUCCACUUCUUUCAGUGGAGGCCAUGGCAUUUGUCACAGAUGAUAGAAAACCGGCUCAAGAGUCCACUUACCCAAACACAUACACAUUUGAUCUGUUUGGAGGAGUAGAUCUUCUAGUGGAAAUUCUUAUGAGGCCAACUCUGAUUACACAAAAAAAGAAACAGAAAAUAAGUGAUGACCUGAUUAAGGACUGUUUGAGCAUAUUGUAUAACACUUGCAUAUGCACGGAAGGAGUCACUAAACGAUUGGCAGAAAGAAAUGAUUUUGUGUUGUUUCUGUUUACACUGAUGACAAACAAAAAGACAUUCCUGCAAACAGCAACCCUUAUCGAAGACAUCCUGGGAGUUAAAAAGGAAAUGAUACAGUUAGAUGAUAUACCCAAUCUUGCAAGUCUAGUAUCCAGUUUUGAUCAACAGCAACUUGCAAACUUCUGCAGAAUCCUCGCUGUCACCAUUUCUGAGCUUGAUACGGGGACUGAUGACAAGCACACACUUCUUGCCAAAAAUGCCCAGCAGAAAAAACAUUUGGGUCCUUCCCGAGCUGAAAUUAAUCAAGCUACACUUCUAAAUAUUCCAGGCUUCAUUGAGCGACUAUGCAAAUUGGCAACAAGGAAAGUAUCGGAAACAACGGGUACUUCCAGUUUUCUUCAGGAGUUAGAGGAAUGGUACACCUGGCUGGACAAUGCACUUGUACUUGAUGCAUUAAUGCGAGUAGCCAGUGAGGAGGCAGAGCAGAGCAGUACAGAAUCUUCAGAUGAAAGCAGUUUGGCCAACACAUCAACAAGAACCCAGCUGCCACAGUCCAUGAAGAUCAUGCAUGAGAUAAUGUACAAGCUGGAGGUGUUGUAUGUUCUCUGUGUAUUGCUGAUGGGGAGGCAGAGGAAUCAGGUUCACAAAAUGAUUGCAGAAUUCAAAUUGAUUCCUGGUCUUAAUAACCUGUUUGACAAACUGAUCUGGAGGAAACAUUCUGCAUCAGCUCUUGUUCUUCAUGGACAUAAUCAAAAUUGUGAUUGUAGCCCAGACAUUACUUUAAAGAUACAGUUUUUGAGGCUUCUUCAAAGUUUUAGUGAUCAUCAUGAGAACAAGUAUCUUCUUUUAAACAGUCAAGAACUUAAUGAACUGAGUGCAAUCUCUCUCAAAGCAAACAUCCCUGAAGCAGAUGCAGUUGUUAACACAGACAGAAGUCUAGUCUGUGAUGGAAAAAGAGGUUUGUUAACCAGGCUUCUACAGGUCAUGAAGAAGGAACCAGCUGAAUCCUCUUUCAGGUUUUGGCAGGCAAGGGCCGUUGAGAGUUUUUUACGAGGCACCACUUCCUAUGCGGACCAGAUCUUUCUGCUAAAGAGAGGACUUUUGGAGCAUAUUCUCUAUUGCAUUGUUGACAGCGAAUGCAAAUCACGGGACGUGCUUCAGAGUUACUUUGACCUUCUGGGAGAAUUGAUGAAAUUCAACAUUGAUGCGUUCAAGAGGUUCAAUAAAUACAUCAACACAGAUGAGAAGUUUCAGAUCUUUUUGAAUCAGAUCAACAGUUCUUUGGUAGACUCAAACAUGUUGGUUCGUUGCAUUACACUGUCCCUGGACCGAUUUGAGAACCAGUCGGAUGCUAAAGUUGCAGAAGUCUUGUCUGAGUGCCACCUGUUAUCAUACAUGUCUCAGAUGUCCAUGAGGAUGUCCUUCCUUUUCCGCCUAAUUAAUAUAAUUCAUGUGCAGACACUUACACAGGAAAACGUCAGCUGUUUGAACACAAGCUUAGUUAUUUUAAUGCUGGCCCGAAGGAAAGACAAGCUACCGUUUUACCUUCACACGUUGCAACAGAUGGAAUAUACAGAGAAGUACCCUGGUUUCAUCAUGAACAACUUUCACAGUCUCUUGCGAUUCUGGCAGCAGCAUUACCUCAAUAAAGACAAAGACAGCACUUGCUUAGAAAAUAGCUCAUGUAUUAGUUUUACUUACUGGAAAGAGACUGUAUCUAUACUGCUUAGUCCAGAUCGGACAUCACCUUGUGCCAUAGUUAGCUACAUCGAUGAGGCAUAUAUGGACAUUGACAGAGAUUUCACUGAGGAAUGACUCUUUGGAUGCUGGCUGCUGAUGGACAGUGCUUGGAAGGUACCUCACAGACUGGAUUUUCAGGGAUACGCUGUGAAGUGCGUGUAUGCUUCUUGGAACCAUGGAAUACUACUGCAUUGUUAAAGACUCUUGUCCCGCCUCUGAUCUCUAUAGACUUUUCAAACUGUCGGGGCAACACAUUCAGCCAUAUAUUCCGGUCAUUUUGGGAUAAAAGUAAUUUUCCACAAAAAUCAGGCCUUUUCCUGCUUCUCUCAGGCAAGUGUAUUUAGUUCAAACCUUUUCCAUUGACAGACAAGGAAGUAUUCUAUGUGCCAGCUUAAUUUUGGUUCUUCCUCAUGACCACAGAAUUAGCAGGUUUGAAAAGCACAGGAAAUGUCCCAACCUAUUCAAACACAAGGUCUGACAAACCAGCCUAACUGGGACUCCUGAUGCAUGCAGGCCACACGCACACAGCCACCAGGAGGACUCACAUCAGCUUUAACUUUGGGUUGGGAUUUGGAGUUUAGGUUUGACCAGACUGUGUUUCCUCUUAAUUCCUGGGAGCUAUAGCUCUCUCCACCUUUUUACUAUCCACUUUUGGAUUGUUUGUACCAAAAUCUCUUUGGCCAUCAUCUGUUUGACUGUGGUGUUCUACUUGGACGUCUCUGCUUCUGCUGCUGUCCUUUCUGUGGAUAUUUCCCAUCUGAAGAUGUAUUUACAACGCUGCAAAGAAGAGACAUUUCAGUAGUAGUGGAAUUGCAGUCCGGGGCCUAGCUUUGACUGGGCAUUAACCAAUUAAAAUUUACUGAUUUUUAAA